ACAUAAAGAAUUUGAGUUGAGAGAGAGAGAGAGAGGGUAGCAAAAUGAGUUUCUCUAGAUUGUUGGUAACGCUUUCUCUCAUGAUGAUGAUGUCCAUUUCUAAUGAACCAUUCGCAUUAGCUCACAAAGAAGAGUACAAGAUAUAUGGCUUUCCUUACUCCGCCAGCACUUGGCGCGUCUUGGCUGUUCUACAUGAGAAAGGUCUCUCUUACUAUCCCAUCACCGUUAACUUGAGAACCGGCGAGCAGAAGAAGCCAAGUUUUCUCUCUAUUAAUCCAUUUGGUCAAGUCCCAGUUUUACUAGACGGACAUCUAAAGUUAACUGAAUCCCGAGCCAUAUCACUAUACAUCGAGAAUACUCAUAGAUCAAGAGGCUCAAAACUCCUGAAUCACAAAAACUACAAGAAAAUGGGAAUAGAAACAAUGUGGAUGUAUAUCGAAUCUUUUGAGUUCGAUCCACCCGCAACGACACUCACUUUCGAGCAAGCCAUCAAGCCUAUGACAGGUCUAAAGACGGACUAUAAAGUUGUAAAUGAAACCGAGCCGCAGCUAGAGAAGGUUCUAGAUAUCUACGAAGAACGACUGAAAAUUUCGAGGUUCUUGGCUGGUAACAGAUUCACAUUAGCUGAUCUUUUUCAUCUUCCUAAUAUAGAGUACCUUAUGAACACAACUACAAAGAGACUGUUCGAGAACCGGCCUAACGUACACAGGUGGGUGGCUAAGAUUAUGGCUAGACCGGCUUGGAGGAAAGCUUGUGACGCCAACGCCUGGUACAAUGAGAUGGAGAAUUAA
Brassica oleracea var. oleracea is the source of this 791-nucleotide messenger RNA. RefSeq names its product glutathione S-transferase F5-like. Gene Ontology annotation, molecular function: glutathione binding; glutathione transferase activity. The transcript has 4 exons. The record is from RefSeq and is a predicted model, not a curated record. Gene Ontology annotation, cellular component: cytoplasm. The coding region runs from base 45 to 791 and encodes 248 amino acids. NCBI's taxonomy places the organism in Eukaryota, Viridiplantae, Streptophyta, Magnoliopsida, Brassicales, Brassicaceae.